GUUUUGACGGAUACUGGCUCAUCAACCAUAUACACCUUGUUAGGAAAAGCAAGUCCAGGACUUGAGUUGGAUUCUAAAAUAGACCUCUCCCCACCAUGCUAUUAGGCCUAGUUAUUCUUCAGUCAAGACGCGUAUGGAGUGUAGGGUAGUUUAGAUAAUGUCUUUAGAGACCCGUUCAAGUUCGGCUCUUUUUAAAAGGGCUGAACAGUUGAGAAGAUGGGAGGAAUCUGAAACUAAUCGUGUACCUGUUUUGGUAAAUGGAAGGACUAAAAAGAUUAAAUUUUCUGCGGGUUGUGUGUUUUUAGCUGCAUGUAAAGCUGGUGAUAGAGACGAAAUUUUGCGCCUUCUGAAAAAAGGAGCUGACAUUGAUACUCACGAUGUAGAUGGAUUAUCCGCCUUACACCAGGCCUGUAUUGAUGACAAUUUGGAGUUGGUGGAAUUCCUUGUGGAAAAUGGUGCUGACGUCAAUAAAGGUGACAAUGAAGGGUGGACUCCACUCCAUGCCACUGCUUCUUGUGGGUUCCUUUCUAUUGCCAGGUACCUGAUUGAAAAAGGAGCUAAUGUCGCAGCAGUUAAUAAUGAUGGUGAACUGCCUGUUGAUGUUGCAGAAUCGGAUGAGAUGGAAGAUAUGCUUCAACAACAAAUUGAAGAAAUGGGUAUUGAUGCUGAUAAUGCUCGUACUGAAGAAGAAAGACUGAUGUUAGCUGAUGCCAAAAAUUGGUUGAGUUCAGGUUAUUUAUCUGAAAAACCGCACCCCAAGACUGGUGCCCUGGCACUUCAUGUGUCUGCUGCAAAGGGAUAUCUGAAAGUGAUGGAUAUCCUGAUCAAGGCUGGUGCUGAUGUUGAUGCUCAAGAUUUAGAUGGUUGGACUCCACUUCAUGCAGCAUCACACUGGGGGCAGAAGGAAGCUGCUGAAGUUUUAGCUGAAGCACAUUGUGAUAUGAAUAUUAGGAACUGUGUUGGCCAGACAGCUUUUGAUGUUGCAGAAACGGAAAUGGUGCGUGUUUUAGAGGAGCUCAAGAAAAAACAGUCAACUCUACCUAAGGACAAUAAUAUUAAUAGGAAGAAAAAUGUUAAUAAAAUCCCAACUAUCCAAAAACCCUUGAUCUCAGAUGGUUUGGAAUCUAAAGGUAGUGACAAAGAAGAUGAAAAUGAAAAUUCUUCCUCUGAUAAAGUUCCUUCAGUUCAAAAAGUUGAGCUUAAAAUUCAUCCCCAGUCAGCUGGUCCUGAAUCUCCUACAAAACAUGAAAUGCAAAGUAGCGUUGAAAAAAAAAAUCGUGUCAACAAAGAAGAAUCCCAGCGAUUACCAUCUUUGGCUGAUAUAAACAACACAGUUCCUAAUGCUCUUGUUCAGAAUUCUAAAGUUAAACAACAGAAUGAAACCGAAGAAGCUCUUUCUUGGAGGAGACCUGGAUCUUUUAGAAGUCGGUUACAGGAUCAAAAGCCUAAUAUAUCUCUUAAAAUAGGUGAGAAAGAAAGUCCUACUGGAGGCUCUCUUCCUGGAGAUUCUGGCUCUACUAUGCGGCCACCCAAUGCCAAGUCUGAAACUCCUCAAGAAGUUGUUCUCAGGAGGACUCAAAGCUUUGAGGCUGACGAAAAGUUUUACCGACGCUAUUUGGAGCUGAGAGCAAAGAUAAAUGCAGGUAACUCUUGCCCUACACUUCAUUCAACUCCAGUUCGUUCAGCUUCUUUGAAAGAAAGGAGAGUGCAAACAAGAGAGGAAAGUUCUCGAAUGGGAGUUUCUGUUCCUACUUCAACAACUGUUACAUCUGCACCUGUUGUUACGACUGUAAGCACACCUACUACAACCAGUCCCCAAGCAGCUGCACCAGUGAGAAGGUCAUUUGUUCCACCUGUUCGAGAUGAAGAGUCAGAAACUCAGAGGAAAGCUCAUGCUAAAAGAGUUCGAGAAACAAGGCGUUCCACACAAGGUGUUACAUUGGAGGAAAUAAAAUCAGCUGAACAAUUAGUUAAAAAGAAGCAGCAGCAGGUCCUUCAGCAAGCUAGUCAGCAGUUAAGUAAUUCUGAACCUACAGAUGAAGUGGUUGUGAAAGUGCAUAAUGUAGCUCCGGGUCCCGCGAAACCACUUUCUAGUCCAGAAGAUGGUUGUCCAACCUCCCCUGUCGUGAGUGCUACACUCACAAAGGGAAAUGUAUCUACUACUGAUGAAAGAAGGCCAUCUUGGCGUUUGAGGGUAGACAAUGGGAGCAAGUUUAUGCUCGAGGAUGCUAGAAAAGAAGGCCAAAGCAGUAACAGCACAGCAGAUGUUGUUAAGAAGACUGCUGUUGUUACUCCUGUUACCGAAACUGGAGAUACGACAGUUACUCUUCCCUUACGGAAACCUAAGUUAGAAGAAAAAGAAACUGAAAAGGAAAAUGAAUCAUCACGUAAUGCUCAAGCCACCCAAGCUGCAAUACAAAGACGAAGAAGGCCAAAGAGGAGGUCUACUGGAGUUGUUCAUGUUGAUAUGGAUGAGAUAGAUCCAGAAAGACAAUCAGAUGUCAGUGGAGGAUUGAGUAAUAGUGGGGAAGAUAACACCAAUACAAACAAUUUAGAAAGUGGAGAUGAUUCAGAGGCAACAUCUAGGUUGAAAUCUGUGCCUUCUAGUGUUAAUAGCAAUAACUCUUCCCAUGAACGCGUAUUAAAUGAAAAUGGAGAAAUUAUCGACUAUAAGAAGCUCUAUGAGGAGUCAUUGAUCGAAAAUGAUAGGUUACGUGAAAAAUUACACCAGACAGAAGAAGAGUUGAAAGAAGUAAAAACAACAUCUGAGAAAAAUGCUCUUUUGGCUCACCGGAACUCUUUGUCAGAAGCUGAGAAAAGGGAGAGACGGGCCAUGGAAAGGAAGCUUUCUGAAAUGGAAGAGGAAUUGAAGCAAUUACAAAAAUUGAAAUCUGACAAUGAAAGGCUGAGAGCCGAGAACAGAGCUCUAACACGUGUCGUCUCUAAACUUACAUCUUCACACAUUAAAUAGCAACUUGAACAACUGAAGUGUGAAAACCAGAGGUUAAAGGAUGAAAAUGGGGCUUUAAUACGAGUUAUAAGCAAACUGUCUAAAUGACUUUUGCUUUUUUUUCAUUAUUCCUUUUCUUUUUUAGGUGUUCAUAAUCUCAUUAUUUAGUUUCGUUGUGUACAGCUGUUAUAAAUUUAUUUAAGUAUGUAUUGCUGCUCAUUCACUUUCUAGUGUUGAGCCUGUCAUCUAGUGAGAAAGAUUAUUAUUUAUUGAUUGUUACAUACAAUGAAAUUUGUUUGUAUCCAAUCAUAGUCAGUGAUUUUUAUUUUUUAAAGUAAAUUUGAAGACCUGUCAAGUAUACAUAGUUCAAUUUUAAUUUCACAGUAUUUUAAUUUUUAUUGAGGGCAUUUUCAUCAUUCAUGUUGUAUUAAUUUAAACCUGUUUUGUUUGAUGAAGCCUAUUUUAUUGACAAAUGAAUGGAAACUUUGAAAUUUAACAUUUAUAAAAAAUGCAUUCCAUGCUAAUUACUGCUCUCUAAUCAGAACAAAUCUUUAAAAUUUUAUAAAUCUCCAUUCAUUUAUACUAUGUAUUAAAGUUGUAUAUUAAAUCAUGUAAACAUAGUUACUAUAUUAAAAUUUAUUCUAAAUGUUUAUAUAUUUAUAAUGAAUUGUCAAUAUUUUGUAAGUCUUUCUCAUCUAAUAUUUAUUUAUAUUGCAUAUCAUUGUAAAUAUUUAUUCACAAACCUUGGGUUUUUAUUUAUUAACUUUUUUGUUCGACACUGCUUGAGGAUGCACUCAUUCCUUGCAAAAAUAAAAAAAAAACUGAAUUGUUUACUAAAAUAACUAUUAAUUGAUAGUUCCAAAGUAUAUAUAUUAAAUUACUGUUUGUUUUCUAGUCCUUAGUUUUUUUUCUAUAUAUAUAUAUAUUUUUUUUUUUUUUACUUUUGUUGUACUUUUAAUGUUAUUUAGUUGGUAUAUACUUUGUUACAACUACGAUAGCUUUGCUGGGUCGGAGUAAAAAGGAAACAUUAGGUGUAAAUGAUGUUCUUAGCCUGUGCAAUAAUAUUGCUUGACCCAACCACUACUGAGCACUUGUUAGUAUAACACUUUGUAACAUAUGCAUACAGAUUUUUAAUUAUGCUUGUUAGGCAAUGUAAAUUAUUAAUUUAAAGAUAACUUUCAUUUUAAGUUUUUAUAUUGUACAAAAUACAAAUGUAAAUUUAUGAAAUAAAUAUUAGAACAUAUAUGUGCCUUUGCUUAAAUUAUAAUAGCUGGUUGUUUUUCAUUAAAAUAUUGAUUUUUACCAUGUUGUAAUAAAAAGUAUCCACAGAACAUGCCACUGCCAAAAAGUGUUUUUUGGAUUAAAAAUUAUUUAUAUUUACCUACCAAAAACUAUUAUAGAUUUAUUAAAAAUUAAAAGAAAUAUUUUAAUUAUAUGGUUGAAGUUUUUCAUUUAUUCCUGUACUAUUCAUACUUCUAAAGAUACAAUAGACAAAAAAUAACAUAAUAGACAUAAGUAAGUAUUAAUUAUGUUAAAGUUAACAUAUAAGAUAAAAAUAGGAAUCAAUUGAAAAGAUAUCAAUACAAAAUAUUUAUGUUAAAAAUAAUAAUAUAAAACAUCAAAUUAAAAAAAAAAACAUUUCAUUCAUGAUCUCUAUGCACUAUUACAUAUAUAUAUAUACAGAAUUCUUCUAAUAUAUGAGACAAAAAACACUUUGGUACAUAAGGAAAGAAAAAAAAAAGACUAGGUUAAUAAACAAUGGCAUCAUGACAUUAUUUACAAAAAUAAAAUAAUUUUAUUGUAAUAUGAGUUAUCAUAACUUGUUACAACACAAUAUAAGUUUUUUGAAACUUAUAUUUCAUCAUGUUAAAUAACAUAUAAAACAAAUCUAUAUUUUUUUGUCAAAAUGAGAACUGUAAUGAAAGUGUACCGAAAAUUAAGCAUCCUACCAUAGAUUAAGUUGUAUAAAUUCAAAAAAUGUUUACUAUAGAAGAUUCUUGAUAAAAAUACUUUUAAUAAACUCUCAGUUCUUAACAAUCUCAAAAAGUUUAAAGUAUCACAUUCUUAUGCUGUACUUGAACCACAACAUGACCGAGGUGGUUUUGAUACAGUUUCGUCAUCAUCCAUUAUGACAAUAUUUCUUCUUAAACUGUUGGAUCGACUCAAUUCAUUUGCUUUCAAUAAUUCUUGUUCCUGUGCUCGCUGCAUCAUUCUUUGUGUUAAUUCUAAAAACAUAUCUUCAAUUCCAGUAUUAAGUUUUGCUGAAGUAUGAAAAUGUAUAGCACCAACUGUUUUAGCGUAC
Molecule: messenger RNA, 5252 nt
Organism: Nezara viridula (southern green stink bug)
Lineage: Eukaryota; Metazoa; Arthropoda; Insecta; Hemiptera; Pentatomidae
Source: the annotation of a GenBank genome assembly